Molecule: messenger RNA, 12476 nt
Organism: Anolis carolinensis (green anole)
Lineage: Eukaryota; Metazoa; Chordata; Lepidosauria; Squamata; Anolidae
Gene: cenpf
Product: centromere protein F
Exons: 17
Coding region: 151-7950 (2599 amino acids)
Biological process (GO): regulation of G2/M transition of mitotic cell cycle; mitotic cell cycle; metaphase chromosome alignment
Cellular component (GO): chromosome, centromeric region; nucleus; spindle pole
Molecular function (GO): transcription factor binding; dynein complex binding; protein homodimerization activity
Source: RefSeq, a predicted model, not a curated record
CACGCCAAGGAAGAUUGGCAUUCACGGGCGACCAAUCACGUCCAGCGUGGUGCGAGCCCUAGAACGUUUGCUGGAGAUGGUGGCAGAUUUGAAUCUGGAGCCGUUCUGGAGGAAAAACGAAGGAGAGGAAAGAAAGUGAAAGCAGAGAAAAUGAGCUGGGUUGUGGAAGAAUGGAAAGAAGGCCUUUCCACAAAAGUCCUUCACAAGAUUCAAGAACUUGAAAGUCAACUGGAGAAGUUUAAAAAAGAGCGACAACAAAAGCAGUUUCAGCUGGAAUCUCUAGAGGCAGCUUUACAAAAACAAAAACAGAAGGUUGAUCAAGAAAAAAAUGAAGGAUCAACGUUGAAGAGAGAGAACCAGAACUUGAUGGAACUGUGUGAUAACUUAGAAAACACAAGGCAGAAACUUGCUCACGACCUUCAAGUGAAAGAAUUGCAAGUUAACUUUCAAGAAGGACAACUCAUUUCAAGCAAGAAACAAAUUGAAAACCUAGAACAAGAACUUAAAAGAUAUAAAUCUGAAUUGGAAAAACAUCAGAAGAUCCAUGUUGCUGGAGAUGUAUCUUUCAAUAGUACACCACAGAGGAAUCUUAUUACUUCUUCAACACCAAGUGACAAUGAUUCAAAAUAUGAAGAACUCCAAGCAAAAUACAGUAAAGAGGUUGAAGAAAGGAGAAGACUAGAAGCAGAACUGAAGAGUUUGAAAUCUCAAAAAACAAAUACCACGUGUCCUGAAAGUAUGAUAAGUCGUAGAGAAAUUGCUCGGCAGCAGGCUUCCUCAUCUGUAUUCUCAUGGCAACAAGAGAAAACACCAAGCCGCUUCUCAUCCAGUCCCCAGGAAACUCCUAUAAGCAGUGGGUCAGUGACAUCACAUCGCUCUCAGGAAUUUGGGGCGACUCCAAGUCACAGAUACCUGAAAUCAACAAAGAAAGGAAUGAGCAAUUCCGGCAUCUUCAGUUCUAAGGACUCUCCAUUACUUAAGAUGAAAGCUCAGAACCAAGAGUUAAGAUCCAGAAUUCAAGAACUGGAGCACAAACUGCAAAGUCAAACACAAGAUAUGAAACUGGGUCUUACUAAACUUCAGGAAACUCAGCUGCAACUGGACAAUCUUAAAAUGGAAUUAACAGAAAAAGAUAAAGCUCUGAACAAGACCAGAAAUGAGAUGAGCAGAAUUGUAGCACAAUUUGAUCAAGCUACUGAUCAGUGUGCUGUAAAAGAGGAAAAGGUGAAAAGGCUUUCAGAGGAUCUUCACUGUCAGAGACAAAAUUUUGAAAGUGUCCAACGUGCUUUACAAGAGAAAAUAAAAGAAAAGGAAAAAGAAUGCCAAAAGGAACUUGUUCUCCAGCUUGGUCAGGUCAGAGCAAGUCUACAAGGGGAAUUGCAUCAAGCCAAGGACAGCUACAAUAUUCUUAAAGCCAAACUGGAGAAAAUCCUCUCUGAGAAACAGGAAUUUGAAAACAAGGCCAAUGAAUUGACUCAAAAAUUGAGUCAAGCAGACCGGGCUAGGCAAGCAAUGCAGUUGAAGGAAAAUGAACUAAAGAAUAUGUGUGAAGAAGUAAAGAAGCAAAACAGCCUUAUCAGCUGCCAGGCAGCUCAGCAACUGCAAGAAAUUCACCAGCUAAAAGAGGAACUUUGUAUAGCCAAACAGCUUCUGCAGGAGAGUCAACAUGUUUCUGAAGUCAUGAAAAAUAAAAAUUGCUCUUUGGAAAAUGAGUUAAUGUUACUUGAAGAGAAACUGAAUAAGCAAUGUAAUUCAAUCACUUUGGAGAAUAUGAAACUUGCAAUUUCAGACUUGGAAAAUCAACGAGAUUCUCUCCAACAGCUCUUGAAACAUAAAGAAAAUGCAGUUGAAGAGCUUAGUAUGAAGCUGUCAGAGCUAGAAAUGUUGCAAAAAGUUUAUGCAGAAUGUGAAGGACUUAAAAAGGAGGUUGAGAUUCUUUCUCAACGGAAAAAAGAAAAUGAACAACUCUUGAAUGAGCUUGAUUCAGAAAAAGGAGGCUUGCAGAGCAAAAUUUCCAGCCUGGAAGGUGCUCUAAAGACUGAACAGCUUAGAAGUCAGGAGAGAAUAAGAGCUCUUGAGGAUGAAAAGAAGAGCCUCAGUCUGGAGGUGAAAAAUCUCAAAUGUGUGGUGGAAGACCGAACAAGACAACUAGAGGUACAAAGAAAAGCCAACGCUGAUCUUCAGAAAAAAAAUGAAACAUCUGAAGCAAAACAUAUGAAAGAGAUAGAAAACAGUUCACUGAAAUUAGCUGAGUUUGUUAAGCACAUAGAUGCCCUACAAGAAGAGCUAGAGACAUGCAGAAAUAAGGCAUUAGAAAAGGACAAAUGUAUUGUGUCUCUUGAAGCAUCGCUCGCUUCCUAUGCACAGUUAAACAUAAACUUACAAAAACAAUCAGAGGAACUAUCACAAGCCAGAGAUGAAAUGCACAGAAAAUUGGUAGAAGCUGAGCAAAAACAUACAGAUUUUGUAGAGGAAACAGGACAGCAAAUUAAUAAAUUGCAAACAACUCUAUCUGACAAACAAGAUUUGCUUACUAAAGCAUUGGCAUCUCUUAAAGAAAGAGAUGAGAAAUUGCGAAUAUUGAUAAAAGAACCAGAUAGGCAACAAACGGUUAUUCGGAAUUUAAAAAUGAAGGCGAUAUUGUAUGAGGACCCAAAACAACACCUGAAAGUUCUCUCUCCAACAAUAAGCCAAAAGGAACUUGAUUUAACUGUGGCAUUAUCCUUAAAUAAUAAGGAAAAUGAACAACCUACAGAGGAGAAUUCCAUCUUUAAAAGUACUAGCAAUAGUUUAGAACCAAAAAAUCUGGACGUCAUGCAAAGAAAACUGACAGUUUCCAAUAAUUUGAGUGAAAAGGAGGAAAACUUAUUGGAGCGGUCAGAAAAUAAUUGGGAGAAGAGCUCAUUGUUGUCAGUAGCCAAAGAAAAUAUGGAAAGAAAAUGUUUAUUGCUUCAAGCAAAGAAUGAGAACUUAGAAUGUGUUUUAAGGGAACAAACUAACCAUCUUGAAGUACAGAAAGCCAAAUUUGAAAUCCAAGAGAAACAACUUAAGAGCAAAUUUGAGGAACUGGAGCUAAAGCUUGUGUCUAUGGACAAGAAAAAUAAUGCCCUUCAUUGGCAACUUGAAAAAACUCAGCUAGUGCCUGAAGUAGAUGAGAUGUUAAGACAGGAGGGGGCAGCACUAAAUAAAAUACAAUAUUCUGACAGUAGAUUACUGCAAGAGAAAGAGGAACAGAUUGAAAGCAUGAAAAUGAGAAAUGAGCAUGCAACAGGUGCCUUGGCUUUGGAACAACUCAAAGUGUCAAUGAAAGAAAAGGAGGAUGAAUUGCAUAGAUGUCAAGUUAAACUGGAGAUGCUUCAAAUGGAUUUUGAUGAUAAUGAAGUCACUGUAAAAAAUUACAUUGUGCAAGUAAACCAAUUGGAGACAGUUUUAAGAGCAAUGGAAAUUAAACUGGAAGAAAACAAAACAGAAAAAGAAAGCUUGAGACAAGAACUGCAAGCUUUUAAACAUUUAGAAAAUCAGACUUCAGAAACAUCAGAGGCAGAUGGGAAUAAUCAGUCACCAAUACAUUUUGAUGCUGAUACCAAAGUCAGCUUUAACCAAGAGAUAGAUGCCAACUGUUCAUCAAUUCCUUACAAUUUAAUCCCUGCGCAAAACGAUCAUAUCCGAUUAGUAUCUUGCCUACACAUGACAAUGAACAAGUUAAACGAAUUGGAGAAAAUAUGUGAACACCUCCAGAUAGAAAAGUCACAACUGAAAGACCCACAAUUGGAAUGCAUCAUGAACGCAGAUACUAUGGCACACAAUCUUAUGGACAAAAUUAAUAAAGUUGAAGAGAGAGCUACUUUCUCUGGUGCAUUAAUAGAUAAAGCAGAACAACCUGCUAUGGAGCACAUAAUCUCUCCAAGGGAUUAUGAUGGAAUUGACUAUGAAGGUUUGAAACUAUUCAAUGAAGAAAUUAAGGCACAUUUUGAUAAUGUCGAGGAAAAAAUUCUCUCUUUGAACAAUUUAUAUCAAAUCUUUCAGGGACAGAGUUUGAAUAUGGCUUCCAAAAUAUCAGAAAUGCAAUGCUAUAUUGAAUUGCUGAAAGAAAAUAAUAUUGCAAUGUCAACAAGUCUUUACCAAGUUGAUACGGUUUCAUUUGAAAUUGAGAUGACCCCAAGCCCAGUGGAUGAAGAGUGUCAGUCAGAUGAAAAAUUUUGCAUGGAGGUUCCACACUAUGAUUCAAUCUCCUAUUCUACAAAUGUUACUCCUGUGGAGUCUAGUUUUGAUAGUGAUCUGCCCCCACCAAGCAAAAUAGCUGGGCUACUUAAUAACAAACAAGCUGAUCUAAAAGGGGCAGCUGACCAGCACUGCCAUUCUCUGCCAGAGCUCUGCAACAGUAAUAGAUGGGACUCUCUUGACAAGCAAGAGCAUCUCUUUACCAACAGCCCUAAUCUGAAAAAUAAAAUCAAACACUUGCUCCACGAGCCUCUUGAUAAAUCUUUCAAGAUGCUUGAAGAAUCAUUUCAGUCUCAUAAAAACCUGGAAGACAAGGAGAUACAAAAGAUCCAAGAGCUGCUUUUGUCUGUGAGACAGGAGGUAGAUGGUCUCCAAAAGCAAGCUGUGUCUGACAAUAAACUGUGGCAACAGAAACUUCACAAUGUGAUCCUGCAGGUAGCAUCUACAUUGACAUUCGAAAAGAAAUAUCCUGAGCUGCUGCCUCAAGAACAAGAAGGACCACAGCCCAAAAUAGAAGACCCUGGUUUCAGUUGUGAGCCACUCCUUUGCACUGACAGCAAACAUCAAGCUCGGAUUCCUGCUGAGCAAGCAAAUCAUCCCUCGUGCCAGUUGGAAGUAUAUACUUUCUGUAAUGAGAUCUCAGAACUUGAAUCAGUGAAUAAUAAAGUAACAGCAAGGACCUGUGAAGCAAAUGGAAUAGAAAACAAGGGAUUGGCUUCUGAAGCAAAAAUUUGUUUAAAUUCUUCAGAAAAACUACUUUCAAACAUAGAUUUGGAAACCAGAAAUGCGUCAAAUAAAUCUAUAGUUCCUACAAACUGUCCCAAUGUGUUAUCACUUUCUCCAAGUCACAGCAUAAGUGCCGUGCCUAUGGACUUCUUGGACAUGCCUUGUUCAGAAAUAAAGCAUAUUUACAGUAAAAAUGCAAAGCUUUCCUGUGAUUUAGAGGAAACUAGUAAAAAUAUUGAUUCUUUGCUCGUGGAAAUCCAAAACUUAAAGUCAAAUUUGGAUGCUAAAGAUGAAGAGUUGGUUGAAAGGAUAAAUGCUUGUGCAGAGAUGGACAAAGCAGUUGCAGUACUGAAACAGGAAAAGAUAGACUUAAGUGAAGCACUGAAAUCUGUUACUUUUGAUAACCAGCAAUUAUCUUACAACCUUAUGACACUUGGGAUAGAACUCAACAAGGCAAAAGCUGAUUUGGAGAUGUACAAAGUACGACUCUGUGAUGCAACAGAUGCUCUCGAUGAUUUAGAAAUGACCAAAGCCGACUGGACUGAAAAACUUCUCGAAGCUGAGAAUGAACUGAGAAGGAUAAAAUCAGAGAAAGCAAAUGUUGAGAACCAUGCGCUAUUCAUGGAGGCUGAUAUUGAAGAGCUUCAGGCAAAGAAUGAGCAGUUGGAAAGAGAAAAGGAAAAUGAAUUGAAAACCAUUUUUGGCCUUCAAGAUCAGCUUUGUAUGAUCACAGCUGAGAGAAACCAAUUUACUCAAGAUCUGAGCGCUUUGUCAAAGGAUAAAGAGGAGUUAGAUCAAAAGUGCCAAAAAAUGCAGGAGACUAUAAAAGAGCUUGAGUCAAGACGAGUGGAUUCUACUGAAUUUAUCAGGAUAUUGGAAGCUGAAGCUAAAACCCAGGCAAAAUUGCUUCAGGCUGCCAAGGCUGCAAGUAGUCAGUUAUCAACAGAAAAGGAGGGCCUUACAUUGCAAUUACAGAAUUUGGAUAAAGUUGUGAGGGAUCUUGUGUUAGAGAAAGAGGCAGCACAGAGCCAAGUAGAGUGUCUGAGAGAAGAAAAAGAAGCACGACUCCAGGAAUUUGAAACCCUACACAGCAAGUUAAGUAUCUCCGAAAUAGAAAAUGCCAAAAUAUCUAAGUCUCUGGAAGGGUCACUUAUAGAAAAGGGUGAACUUGCAGCAAGACUGAAUUCUGCCCAGGAAGAGGUGGAUCAGCUGCGACGGGGCAUCGAGAAACUAAAGAUAAAAAUAGAAGCCGACGAAAAGAGCAAGCAUCGCCUGGCUGAAAAGUGGAAAGAAACUCAGCGGAAAGCUGACUCUCUGGUAGACAAAAUUGAGAGCCUUGAAAGGGAAUUGCAGAUGUCAGAAGAGAAUUUGGAGGGUGCGAUUCUUCAAGCAGAGGUGGCUAAAGAAGAGGCAGAAGCAGCGAAUGCUGAGAUAGAAAACAUGCGUGUGACCUUGCAAAGGUUAGAACAUGAAAUAAGUGCCUUAAAGUCAGAAAAAGUUUGUUUAGAGAGCAUGCUGGAGGAAAAACAAGUCAAAGUAUCCAGUUUAGAAAGUUCUCAUGUCGUCCUUUUGAAACAGGUAAAAGAAGAAGAGCAAAAAAUGGUGAAAAUCAGAGGUGAAUAUGAAAGGGAACUUUUGUCAAUGCAAUCCCAAUUGAACCAGGCCCAUGAGGAAAUUAAACUGUCUUUCAGCAAGCAAGAAAUUCUUAAAGCAAAUGAACAAGAUGAGAUUAAUAUAGUGGCUUCCCUCAGGCAAGAGAAUACACAGUUAGUUCGUCAAUUGGAGGAAGGAAAAUACAGAAAUUCUGAAAUGGAGCAACUUAUAGAAGCCCUGAUCCAGGCAUUCCAAGACAUCAUGCAAAAAAUGGAUGAAAACUCAGCUUUUUUUGAGCAGUUGCCAAUAAGUGAAAGUUUGCAAGCUAUUUCUCAGGAGUCACAAGGGUCUUUUAAACAUCCUGGAGAGGAACUGGAAGCCAUAACAUCAGAAAAAUGUGCCUCCCUUGGAAAGGAGGAGCAGCUGAAAAAAGCGUAUAUUUCUUUGCAUCAUAAAUUUCAGCAAUGGUUAGGAAAUUAUAGAGAACUGAAACAGGAAAAAGAACUCAUGAUGGACAAGAUUCACAAGCUUGAGAUGCAGUUGACGAUGGGAGAUCUAUGUUGUCAUAAGGAUACUGGCAUAGAGGAGAUGGAAGAGCUACGGGGAUCAUUUGAAGAGAGAACUGUGGAGGCAGAAAACACCCAGGAAAUGGGAAAAUUGAGAGAUUCCCUUGAAGAUAACAGCAUAGAGGCAGAUCUGGACCUGGACAGGUUCUGUGCCCUGCUUACUGAUCACCACAAAUUAGAGCAAGAAAAUGAGAUGUGGAGGACACAAGUCUCUUUACUGAAUGCUCGGCUGAAACAAACCAACAUCCCCAGUUCUCCCUGCCAACGUUCUCACAAUCCAGUGCAAAGUAAUGAUAGCAACCCUAUCAAACAGGCUUCAUCUGAUGAGGUUACUGAGAUUACUACAAAGAAAUACAAAUCCCAAGAAAACAGAAGAAUUGAUGAAGAGACCACAUUUCCUUUAAGAGAUGCUGUUACUAAAAAGGAAACUGCAUUUCAGCAUUGCAGCCCAGUGAUGCUUCAGGACAGAACACAAUAUGAGUCUGUUGUCUCCCUAGAGGUGGGGGAAAAGGAAAACGGCACCUUCUGUCCAACAGUUCGAGGGAAGACUCCUCAAUGCCAUCAGAAUUUGAGAACCUCACAAUUUUCUAAAUGCAGGGAUCUGUCUGAGGACCUUGAAGCACCAGCAGAGGGCAGCAAACUACAAAAGGUAAACAAUUUUCACCUGCAAGAAGUAGAAGUUCUUGGCUCACUGGAUUUUACCCCAAGAUCUCCCCUUUCUGCCUUUAACCAAUCAGCCCAAGCAGAUGCUGAACAAUCUGCAGAAUGUCUACACAGCAUCCCAACCAAAUGUUCCCUAAAUUCAGGAGAAAAUGAGCUGGAUGAAACCUGCCAUGUACAGUGAAUCUGGAUUAUCUUGGACAUAAAAUGUUGACUUAGAGGGCUUGUUUAGACACAAAAGUGUGACAACAAGUUCUGUUUGUGAUCAUCCUUCAGGACCCGUUUAUAUCACAUCCAGUUUUACAGUGGGAAAUGGGUAUUGAAUCUAUGUAUGACAGCAGGAAGUCAAAGAACAAAUAGCUAUGUGGCCCAUUACAGUAGAGUCUCACAUAUGCAACAUAAACGGGCCGGCAGAAUGUUGGAUAAGCGAAUAUGUUGGAUAAUGAGAGAUUAAGGAGAAGCCUAUUAAAUAUCAAAUUAGGUUAUGAUUUUACAAAUUAAGCACCAAAACAUCAUGUUAUACAACAAAUUUGACAGAAAAAGUAGUUCAAUAUGCAGUAAUGCUACAUAGUAAUUACUGUAUUUAUGAAUUUAGCACCAAAAAAGCACAAUAUAUUGAAAACAUUGACUACAAAAAUGCAUUGGAUAAUCCAGAAUGUUGGAUAAGUGAAUUUUGGAUAAGUGAGACUCUACUGUACUUUGUUUUUGUAUCAUAGAAUCAGUUGGAAGACACCUCGUGGGCCAUCCAGUCCAAUCCCCUGCCAAGAAGCAGGAAGAUGACAUUCAAAUCACCCCUGACAGAUGGCCAUCCAGCCUCUGCUUAAAAGCCUCCAAAGAAGGAGCCUCCACCACACUCCGAGGCAGUGAGUUCUACUGCCAAACAGCUCUUCACAGUUAGGAAGUUCCUCCUAAUGUUCAAGUGGAAUCUCCUUCUCUGUAGUUUGAAGCCAUUGUUCCUCGUCCUAGUCUCCAGGGAUGCAGAAAACAAACUUGUACCCUCUUUCCUAUGACUUACCAUCACAUAUUUAUACAUGGCUAUCAUGUCUCAUCUCAGCCUUCUCUUCUGCAGGGAUUUCCUGCAGAUAUUUCAUUUUUACAAAUACAGAUACAUUUCUAUUGUAUGUAGGUUCAGAAUUACUGAUCAGAAGAUAUCUGUGGCAUCUACCCAGUGUUCAAGGGUGUCAUGUUUUUCACUUCAGACCUUCUGCAGCUGUGUAUUUCCAGCUGCAUCUCAUGCUCUUACUAUACUAAGGUGCUUCCAGAUUGAAUGUUUCAAAUCAGAAUUGUGCAUCCUUUCUGGCUUUCCCAUGUUAAGUUAUUUUUCUUGUUUUUUGAAUGAAAGACAUUAUUGGAAAAUAUCCUAUGCUACACCUGUACAGGUACUCCUUUAACCUUGGGUACAGAUAACCUGGGGAUGCUGUUUUCUGUUGGAUACAUGCAGUUACAAAGCGAUUUUGCAAUGCUCAAGGCCCCUCCAGUACCCUAGAGAAAAUGGGAAGCCUCCACGGGCACUAUUGGUCAUUUUGCCAUGUUUAAGGUAUUCCUCUUCUCCUGAAUGGCCUAAAGAUAACAGAUCCUCUCUAAUCUUGGAAGCCAAGCAGGAUUGGUCCAUUUUACUAAUUGGAUGGGAGAUGGCUAACAACUACUGUUGGCUAUAUUUUAGAGGAAGAAAUUGACAAAACCAUCUCAGAGUAUUCCUUGCCUUAAAAAAAUAAUAUUAAUGGGGUUGCCAGUUGGGGACUUGAAAGCAUAUACAUGCAUAUGCCUAAGAAGGGUGAUCAAGAUGCUAAAUGUUUUGCAAAAUAGCCAGAAACAUCUCCUAAAGCCUACAAGACCCUUGGCCAUUUUGGUAUAAAAAUAUCUCUCAAAUGGUGACAUUUUGUGUGCAAUACUGCCCCACCCUAAUGUCUGGCAGUUGCCUUUCUCUGCUACGUAGCCCUGUAAAAUUAUAUGAAUGAGGCAAAAUAUUUGCAGGAUCCUCUGGAAGGUCCCUAAAUGUUACUUGUGACGGUUUCAGGGCAUGGGAGGCAAGUUAUUAAUCUAAUUCAGGAAGAAAAAUCUAGAAGCAGAGUAAAAUGUCCUUGAAUUUGUUCUGCCUCUGGAAUGAAUUGAGUUUGCACUGGCCUUUUCUCCAGAAACACUGUGCAGCCUUUUCAUUUUUCCUACGCUGUUGUCUUUCUUGGGGCUGGGGAGUGGCAGCUUCCGUUAAAAGCCAUGACAUUCCUUUUUUAAAAAGCUUUACUACUUUUCUAAAGUCUUGGAGAGUUCUUACAACACUACAUUUUGGAUUAACACUUAGCAUAAAGGAACACAACUGGGAGUUCACAAUGUCUUUCCUCUGGGGAAGAUACCACCAAAAUGUACUGUGUGGAGUUGCCUCCUUUAUGUAGAUAAUACUCAACAAAGGUUCAGCAUUAUAGGGAAGCAGUGACUGCCUCCUUUCCGUAAUUUGGUUAGUGGUUAGUCUGUUCCCCCUGAAGCCUUAAAAGUUGAAACGAGAGUAAAACCGGUGGUAUGCUGUGCCCUUGUCUAAAGCAUUCUCCUGAAGUGAGUGCUCACAACUCAGAUCCAAUCACUCUUUUCUCCCUUUACUCUUGACAACUUGGAUUUAUUAACAUUUGUCUGCAAGGCAGCAGUUUCCUCCCCGUUCAGUGGCUAAAAGGUCCACCUAGAAAGAAUAGUUUCUGUUUAGUGGGGAGGAGAGAGAAAAGACAGAUGCGAGCCACAAGAAAAUUGUUGUGUGCAAUAGGUCUGGAUUGACAUCAUUUCAGAUAAGAAACCUUUGGAACAGUAAUUUUCAAAUUGGAACACAUCGCCUCAAGGGUACUCAAGCUCUCAUCAAGGUUACAAAGUACCUAAGGGAUACAGAUUAAAGACACUUCAGGGAACAAAAAUAGCUUGCUGCCUAUACAAUCCUGCUAAGUGGCUUCUAUUCUCUCCCCCUUGCUCCCUCCAACCCUUUUCUUUUUUUUUAAACCUACCUUUCAAUGCUUCAUUUAAUAGUGGCUAUGCAAGCAAAACAGCUCUCUCAAUUGUUAGAUCUGUCAGCGUCCCGCUAAGUAAUGUAGGUGAGGAUCAACAAGAUAAAAAUAGUUCUACAUAUAUGGGAGGGAGCUUGGGAUUCUCAAACUGCCCGUUCCGUUUUUGAAAUGAGAGAGCAAGUUAAGGGAUGUCCCCAACCAAGUCUGCUUGAUGUGGGCAUCAGAUGUUCAGACAAGCAAAUCUCAUUGGUUUUGUAUGUGUCUUCAAGCCUUGUACAUAUUGUUCUUCAGAAAACUGCUCAUAGUCCCAGCUAUAGAAUUAAGUCAUCAACACAACAAAAUUUACUUAAGUGAUUGCUUAUCCAAUCAUUAGUUCAAUGGGACUACAGUGUUCCCCCGCUAAUUUGCGAUUCACUUUUCGCGGACUUGCUGUUUCGUGGGGAAACGGGGGUAUAUUUAAACAUUUUAAUUGUUAUGUGGCCUUUCUCCCCCUUGCAACCCUUCCCUACCAGCGCCUGCUGGGCCCUUGGUCUGGGCUCAUCAUGUUGCUCUGGGUGCUUCCCUGCACGCAGGGAAGAAUGAACACUACUCCAGAUGAGUGAGCAAAGGAGGAGGGUGGGUGAGAGAGUGAAGGCCGGUGGCAGCAGCAAAAGCCUGGAAGAGGUAGCCAGGUCCAGCUUCUGCCUCCGCCCUGCCCCCUCUUCUGAGUCCUCCAUGUUUCCCAGCAUGGCCUGGCUGGAGCGGAGUCAGAAGCUAGACCUGACUGCCUCUUCCAGGCUUUUGCUGCCACCACCAGCCUUCACUCCCUCACCCACCCUCUCUCACUCAUUCAUCCGGCUGGAGCAGCGUUCUUUCUUCCCUGGCUGCAGGGAAGCAGCCAGAGCAACAUUAAGGGUCCGGAAUAAGGGCCCUGCCGGCUCUGGUAGGGAAGGGUUCACUAGCUCCCCGGGGCUUGCAAGGGGGAGAAAGGCAGCAUAACAAAAUAAUGUAUAAAUAUUAAAAUUAAAAUAGUGUCCCUACUUCGCGGAUUUCCACUUAUCGUGGUAGGUCAUGGAACGGGACCCCUGCGAUAAGUGAUGGAACACUAGUUAGGACAGCAUUGGGAAUCAUUGUUGGAUUGCAUCUUGUAGCAUUUCUUGUCACUGCCUGUGCUGGCUAAGGCUUCUGGGUCUCGCAUUCAAAUGACAUUUGCUGGUUAAGCCUAACCAGCAAAUUUGAAUUUGAAUUGAGGUUGAAGAAUAUAUAGCCUUCCAAGUGUUGUCAGGUUGAGCCUUCUUCCCGUACCAUUAUCAUCAAUAUCUGGAGGGCCACAAAGGUCCUAUUUCUGGUUUAAAUCAAAGCGAUUGAACAGUUCCGUUCUGUUCAGCACAAACCAUCCUUCAGCUGUUGUGUUCAAUUUGGCCUCUGGACUGGGAGGAAAAUAUGAAUAGACAGGAAUGGGUAUAAGGAAGUAAUAAAUAUGGAACUCUAAAUAGCUGUUUUAAAGUGAGGAAAAUGGCCAAUUCAGAAAGGUUAGGAGAUGAAAAUGAAAGAACCAUCAAAAAUUAAUAGGAGGUCUUGUGAAAUCAAUGGAAAUGUUUGUGUUUGGAUGAAAUCGAGUCACACGUUUUAUAACAUUUAUAAAGCUCAGAAAUUGUGUAAAUAAUAUGCUGUGUAUGUAAUCCUAUUGCCAUUAGAUGUUAAAUAUUGUACUAUAUAACAAAAAAUAGAAGUUUACAUUUUUCAAUCA